UGCACAUUGUAAUACAGUUCUCAUAUUAUUAAUUCAUUAUCGAUUACACUUUUUUCUUUAAGAUUUUUAGUUUAAGCUUUUCACCAUGUUCUUGGUACAAACAAAGGGCAUGCUUUGUCUGCUUUCAAGCUUGUGUCUCGUAAUGCUGUCAGGCGCUUCACAGACUGAGAGACGUCUGCUUGAGAAGCUGUUUAAAAACUACAACCUGAAGGUCCGCCCAGCCCAAACAGUGCAGGAGAGGGUCCAGGUGCGAGUAGGCAUGACCCUGUCCCAACUCAUCGGACUGAAUGAAAAGAAUGAGGAGAUGACAACAAAUGUGUUCAUGAAUAUGGCCUGGAACGAUUACCGGCUGUCCUGGGAUCCAGAGGAGCAUGACAACAUCCUGGUCCUCAGAAUCCCUUCGGUCAAAGUGUGGCGUCCUGACAUCUACCUCAUUAACAAUAAUGAUGGUCAGUUUGAUGUGGCUCUGAAUGUCAAUGUGCUGGUUUACAGCAAUGGCACAGUGAACUGGCUCCCCCCUGCCAUCUACCGCAGUUCCUGCUCAAUCAAGGUAACCUACUUUCCCUUUGACUGGCAGAACUGCACCAUGGUCUUCCGUUCCUACACCUACGAUGCCUCAGAGGUCGACCUACAGUACGCACUGAACGAAAGCGGGCAGGAAAUCAAGGAGAUCAUCAUCGACGAAAACGCAUUCACAGAGAACGGAGAGUGGCAGAUUUGUCACAAACCAUCUCGGAAAAACACGGGAGAGGGCCUCUACGAAGACAUCACCUUCUACCUAAUCAUUGAGAGGAAGCCCCUCUUUUACAUCAUCAACAUCAUCGUGCCUUGUAUCCUCACCAGUAUUCUUGCUAUAUUCGUCUUCUACCUUCCGCCAGAUGCAGGAGAGAAGAUGACGCUGUCGAUUUCUGUCCUGCUGGCACUCACUGUGUUCCUGCUCCUGCUGGCUGACAAGGUUCCCGAAACCUCCCUGGGCAUCCCCAUCAUCGUCAACUACCUGAUGUUCACCAUGAUCCUGGUGACCUUCUCAGUCAUCCUCAGCGUUGUGGUGCUCAACCUGCACCACCGCUCCUCCAGCACUCACGACAUGCCCCUGUGGGUCCGCAAGGUGUUCAUCCACAUUCUUCCUCGGUAUCUGGGAAUUCAGCGACCCAGGCCAGAGGAGCCACUAGAGGAGACCACCAAGAAUGACGCCCCAUCUCAUUCCAUGGAUGGUCGCCCAACUGAUCAGUACUUUAUCCGAAAGAUCAACCCAGAGCUCAUCAUUCCUUGGAACAGCAGGAGCGACAGUCCAGUACGACUCCAGAAAUACUUGGAUGGACAGAAUUACUGUCUCAUUCUUCCACCUGACCUCAAAUCGGCAGUCGCUGCUGUAACCUACAUGGCGGACCAGCUCAAGAGCCAGGAAGAGCACGACACGAUAACAGCAGACUGGCAGUACAUCGCUAUGGUGGUGGAUCGCCUCUUCCUCUGGCUCUUCGUGGUCUUCACCUCCCUGGGCACCUUGACCAUAUUCCUGGAUGCCAGCUUCAACUACACCCCCGAGGAGCCUUUCUCCUGAGGUGACCUCGCAUCGUCUUCAACAUAUCCAGGGAGGGGACAAAGGACAGAAGUAAUCCCCAUCUCUCCUACCCAUCUGUCCAGACGGACACAAAGUGCCUAGACACUCCUUUUCCCAACCGAAUACUGUGUGUCUGCCUAAACUCCACUCUGUCCCUAAUUUAAAAUGCACAUGAACAAUUUAGAUCCUGUUGUCUCCUGAGCUAAAGAGCUCGGCUCAUGGGUUUUGGAAGUAAAUGGGCAAAGUUCUCCCAUGCAGCACUAGAAAGAUGGACACUAUAUGUACCUCAGUGUCCUAUUUACACAGUGCCAGAUACCAGAAAUGCCUAUAAAAUAGUGGGUCAGGCCUCUGAAGACAAAACACCUUGCGAAGGAAGCAGAAGGUGUCCUGUGAAGAUCUGAAAUUUUCUAAACCCAUUCUAGCCUUCAGCUGAGGUGGUGAUAAGGGGAAUGUGUUGGACUGAACGGCACAUUCUACUGGUUCCACAGGUUUGCUGUAGGUAUCAGAUCUUGGGAUGCUUGCCCAAAGAAGGUAUUUUCAUUGCCCUUCAGAUAGACCAGACAUUUCCUUCACACAAAAGAACAUAUUCAUUUGUGCUUGUGUUUCUAAUAUUGUGGCCACUGGGUGUACUCCUUACACUUUAAUUGGAGUUUAGCAGCAGUACAGCUGUCCAUUUUUUUCCAACUGCUUUUAGUAGCUUUACGGAUGGCCCUUUUAAAGUUUGAAAUCACCCCCAGAUUCCAUUGUGAUAGUAUCCAGCUGUUGCCUGACACAAAUGCCCGUCACAUGUUUUUCUGUUGCAGUGCUUUGCAAACAUUCUCUGAAUGCUUUGCACUCAGGGUCCACUCGAGCUAAACAUUUUUUUAGCUUUCUGUCUCUGCCCCAGUCCUGAGGAUGUCUCUCUGUUCUCUGUGUUCUGAUGACUUGCAUGCAACUUUUUAAACUUGAUACCAUUAAAUUGUAACCUGGCAUUUCCAGCCCAGAGUGCGUCUAAUGCUUUUACACUCAAGAGUAUGUUUAUUGCAGCUGUUUCUCAAAGACUUCUCUCAAAACAGACAUCAUUCACUAACAUUCAGCUUCAAUAAAACUCAUUUGAAUGGA
Lepisosteus oculatus (spotted gar) is the source of this 2662-nucleotide messenger RNA. RefSeq names its product cholinergic receptor, nicotinic, beta 1 (muscle) like (gene chrnb1l). NCBI's taxonomy places the organism in Eukaryota, Metazoa, Chordata, Actinopteri, Semionotiformes, Lepisosteidae. Gene Ontology annotation, biological process: regulation of membrane potential; monoatomic ion transmembrane transport; nervous system process. The record is from RefSeq and is a predicted model, not a curated record. Gene Ontology annotation, cellular component: postsynaptic membrane; neuron projection; plasma membrane. Gene Ontology annotation, molecular function: transmembrane signaling receptor activity; acetylcholine-gated monoatomic cation-selective channel activity.